Molecule: messenger RNA, 4325 nt
Organism: Hyalella azteca
Lineage: Eukaryota; Metazoa; Arthropoda; Malacostraca; Amphipoda; Hyalellidae
Exons: 14
Coding region: 105-3452 (1115 amino acids)
Source: RefSeq, a predicted model, not a curated record
CUGUUAAUUCUUGUUAAAAGUUCACGUAUACAAACUAUUUACUAGCAUUCUUAGUAGAAUAUUUCAGGUUAAAAAAAUACAGAGAUAAUCUACCAGCAACAGCCAUGCCGCCUGCGUGCCUGUACGGCCUCAUCGGCUAUAUUAUUGCAGAACCGGACAAUCACUUGAGCGUGCCCCUGGAGAGCGUGAACUCGAGCGUGAGUGUGCGUGGGUACGUCGCUCACAUCAAGUCUACGCUCUGCUACCGCAACGACCGCAAAGACCCUCUCCAGGUGUUGUUCAGGACGCCUGUGGACGAGGGCAGCGCUCUGUACCACGUCGAGGCGAAGCUCGAGGAUCGCGUCAUCGUCGCCAAGUGCCUCGAGAAGAAGAAGGCGGAGAAGGUCUACAAAGAUGCCGUCGAGGCUGGCCAGACGGCGCUGCUGGUGCGGGAAGAGUCAGAAGUUGCUGACAUCAUCAACCUGGCUCUAGGCAACCUCCCUCCAGAGAGCUCGUGCGAGGUGACGCUGUCGCUGGUGUGUGAGCUGCGGGUGGCUACGGACGGGGGCGUGGAGUUUCGUCUGCCGUCUGUGCUCAACCCGCGCUACCAACCCGCGUCCAGCGCCGGGCCUGAUGCCAACAUCGAAUUAGACGUUAGCGCCGUGGCGCAGGCCCAGAAGCCGUACUCCAUGGAGGUGUCGGCGACGGUGAGCGGCGCCCUGGACAUCGCUCGCGUCCUCUCCCACUCCGACCCUAUCAGCGUCACCAUCGACGACGAUAACAAGACCGCAUCAAUCAAGCAAGAUGGCGGCUACAAGAGUGACCACGAGUGGGGUUUCGUGGUGCACUACAACAACCCAUACCAGCCGCAGGCCAUCAUCGAGACCGGGGACGUGACGGCCACGGGCAUCAUGAAGGACCAGGUGCUCAUGAUCAACAUGUUCCCGCAGCUCCCCGAGGCUUCAUAUUCCCGCUUCAAUGAGGUCAUCUUCGUCGUCGACCGCUCAGGGAGCAUGCAAGGCUCUAACAUCCAGAGCGCCCGCGCUGUGCUGCUGCUCUUCCUUAAGAGUCUGCCGCCAGGCUGCCGCUUUAACGUCGUCUCCUUCGGGUCAACGCACUCCUUCCUCUUCAAAGAAGGCAGCCGUACGUACUCGGAGGCGACUCUGGCGGAGGCGUGUACGCUGCACGCCUCCAUGGAGGCCGACAUGGGCGGCACGGAGGUGCUGCAACCUCUGAAGGCGAUCUACAGCCAGCCUGUGGACCCUGAGUUCUCUAGACAGGUACAUUAUCUAGCCAGCCUGUGGACCCUGAGUUCUCUAGACAGCCAGCCUGUGGACCCUGAGUUCUCUAGACAGGUGAUGGGGUUGGUGGCCAGCAUGCUGCAGGCGAGCGUGCGGGGAGUGACCGUCUCCUGCGAGUGCGACGUGCCUACGAGGCUCUCGCUUGUGCCCCCUGAGCCGCCCGUCAUCUUCGGCGGGCAGCACCUCGUCGCCUACGCCAGGAUGCCGCCUGGUGCCCAGCUAAAGAGCAUAACGCUGAAGGGGAAGGUGGACGGUGACGAGUGGCAGUGCAGCGUGACGGAGCGCCAGAUGGUGACGGUGCAUGACGAACGCCUCACGCUUCAUCGUCUCGCCGCCCGCGCCUUCAUCCUGGACCUCUGCCUGAAGGGGGAGGAUGACAAUAGAGAUGAAGUUAUUCGACUGAGCAUUGCUUCUGGUGUUCUAUCCCGCUUCACUGGCCUCGUUGCCGUUGAUCAAGACGUCAAGAAUCGUUCGCAAUUUGGACAUCAUUCAAAAAAUUAUUGUAAUGCUUCUGUUAUUGAAUUGCGCAACACAAAAAAAUUGUUUAGCUUUUCAUCUGCUUCGAAUCCUGGUUCAACUUUAUCCCAGUGUUUUGGAUCAUCGCAAUUCGCUGGAAACCAGUCAGGGACUAUGCAACAAAUUUCUGGGUUCUCGUCGCCUUUUGGAAACCAGUCAGGAAUCCAGCAACCAACUUUUGGUUCCACUACGCUCUCUGGGAUCCAGUCACAAGCUCAACAAACAUCUUUUGGAGCAUCUUCGCUCUUUGGAAACCAGUCAGGUGCCCAACAACCUACUUUUGGGUCCUCGUCGCUCCUUGGAAACCAAUCAGGAAUCCAGCAACCAACUUUUGGUUGUACUUCGCUCUCUGGGAACCAGUCACAAGCUCAACAAACAUCUUUUGGAGCAUCUUCGCUCUUUGGAAACCAGUCAGGUGCCCAACAACCAUUAUUUGGAUCGGUCUUUGGAAACCAGUCAGGAGUCCAACAAAUACCUUUCGGAUCUUCUUCACUCUUUGGAAACCACUUAGGAGUUCAACAGCCAACUUUUGGGUCCACGUCGCCCUCUGGAAACCAGUCAGGAGCCCAACAACCUACUUUUGGGGCUUCGUCGCUCUUUGGAAACCAAUCAGGAACUCAGCAUCAAAAUUUUAGAUCGUCUUCGCUCUUUGGAAACCAGUCAGGUGCCCAACAACCAACUUUUGGAUCCUCGUCGACCAUUGAAAACCAGUCAGGAGACAAACAAAUAACUUUUGGAUCUUCUUCACUUUUUGGAAACCAUUCAGGAGCUCAACAACCAACUAUUGGAUCCUCGUCGACCAUUGAAAACCAGUCAGGAGACCAACAAAUAACUUUCGGAUCUUCUUCACUCUUUGGAAACCAGUCAGGAGCCCAACAACCUACUUUUGGGUCCUCGUCGCUCUUUGGAAACCAAUCAGGAACUCAGCAUCCAACUUUUGGAUCUUCGUCACUUUUUAAGAACCAGUCAGGAGUCCAGCAACGUACUUUUGGAUUCUCGUUGCCCUUUGAAAACCAGUCAAGAGCCCAACAACCUACUUUGGGAUCUUCGCCGCAAAGCUUCGUCGAGUGUUCGAAGUUUAGAUUCGGAGUUCCGCAAAGUUUGCAAGGAAUCCCCAAUGAAUCACUUGGCCAGCUUUCACCGACCUCGCGUGCUACUCAAGCUUUUGGAACUUGCGCUCCUUCCACCCAAAGAAGCAGUGAUGAACAAACUCCUGUCAAAAUAUCAACGCCCUUCCCUUCUACGACCAAUGAGAUGCCUGAGGCGGGAACAUUUUCUCAAUAUAAAUCCAUGUCACUGAAGCCUAAUGCAGUAUCAACCUCUGCUGGCAGCCAACUGGACGAAAAUUUCGUACUUGGAAUAGUUCAGUGUCAAAAAUUCGACGGCUCCUGGUCAUUGCAAGACAUUUUGGGGCUCGUGGCAGUAAAAGAAAGUGAAGCUGAACGCUUGCUCAAUCAGAAAACGGACCCUACAGUGUUGGGAACGUCCCUUGCUAUUGCUCUUCUGCUGCAAUAUUUCAGCAACAGAGCCGACGAGUUGAAUCUCAUUAUAAAGAAAGGAAAAAACUUCUUGAAGAGCAAAAUGGACGAUGAUGCAGUAGAGGCCAGCCUGGAAGAGGCCAAGACUCUGCUGGAAACGUUCGAAUUCAGAACAUAAGGCAGAUGCCUUCCAUAUCUAUUAGGGUGGAGCGUACACCCCCCCAAUAUACGCUAUAUAAAAUAGCGUAAAAUAUAAAAGAAGUAUGGAAAAUAACACAUAAAUUAAAAUUUUCCUGCAAAUGCAUCUAGCAUUUCUAGAGGUCAUAAUGGGCAAAAUAAUCAUAAUAACAUUUUUAUUAUAUAUAUUUAACUUUCAUAGCUCUGUACUGUCGUUAUUAUUGGAGGGCCGUAAGAAAAUUAGAAAAAAUAUGAGGGUAAAGCAUUAUUUUAAAAUUUUCUAGAGCUCUAUAGUAUCAUCCGUCCGAAGAACUACAUCCCAAUUCCGCCCGAAGUACUACGUCGGUAGGUAUAAUGUCUCCAUAUGAACUUGAAUGUACUGAAUAUUUAUAGUGUCUCCAUAUAAACUUGAAUGUACUGAAUAUUUAUAGUGUCUCCGUAUAAACUUGAAUAGACUGAAUAUUUAGGCGAUGAUUGCACAGAAGGCACCCGCUUGGCUACACAAGUGUUAAAUAGCCAAUAAUUAACAUUUUUCAGAAAAUUUGUCAUUUCUAGAGUGACUCUUUGGCCGUUAAGGUGAUAGAUAAUAUUGAGCUCCAUAAAUCAAAACGUGUAUCCUAGAUGUUUUAAUCAUGGUUUCUACCGAUUGCAACCCUUAAGUAACAAAAUUUUAUGCCUAGUAAAAUUUUCAUAUACCAUAUAUGCUUUACUCUCAUAUUGAUAAAAUUUUUCCGAUGACCUUCAAAUAGUCAAGAGAUAUUUGAAAAUUAGAACAUUCGUUCUAAUUAAUACGUUUUCAGGAUGAUUUAUGCCCGUUGUGACCUCAAAAAAUUGUAUAUGUAUUUAUGGGAAAUUUUUAAUAUGAUAUUUUUCA